AUGGUCAAACUGUGCGAAAUCAACGAAACCGUCGCCUUCGCGUGGUCUCUGGAUGCUUUACCAGUCAUCGCUACGGGCACAUUGUCCGGCGUCAUGGAUGAUACGUUCUCGUCAGACUCUUUCUUACAAAUAUACAACCCUUUUGAGACAAAUGUAUCCAAGAGACUCUUGUUCAAGGCUGCAUCUGAUGCCAAAUACAAUUCUCUUUCCUGGAGUAAUUCAACGUCUUCAUACUCACGUGGCUUAUUGGCCGGUGGUUUAGAGGAUAACACCAUUCAGCUCUACAAUCCUGAUCACCUCUUGAAAUCAAGUCCUUCGAAGCUUUCUAUUUUGUCCACUUACUCUAAGCACACUUCUCCCGUGUUACAGGUCAAGUUCAAUCCUAUUCAGCAUCAUAUUCUAGGUUCUUCUGGUUCUAAAGGAGAGAUAUUCGUUUGGGAUACAAAUAAAGGAACUUGCUUUACCCCUGGUAGAGCUAUGUCUCCAGUGGGUAAAGUAUCUUGCCUCGAUUGGAAUAAUACAGUCUCUCAUAUUUUUGCCAGUGCAGGUGAUACUGGCUAUGCUUCUAUCUGGGACUUAAAGGCCAAAAGAGAGGUCCUUCAGUUGUCCUAUUCAGGUGUCAAUUUGUCUGUUGUGGCCUGGCAUCCAAGUCAGAGUACCAAGUUGGUUACCGCCUCUGGUUCUGAUUUGGACCCGGUCAUUCUUACUUGGGAUCUUAGAAACUCUUCUACACCAGAAAAAGUUCUCAAGGGCCAUCGUAAGGCGAUCCUAUCUCUUGACUGGUGUCGUCAAGAUGCUAAGUUGCUUCUUUCAUCUGGUAAGGAUGAUACAACUAUGCUCUGGAACCCUAUAGAGGGUAAGAAGCUUGCAGAGUAUCCAUCCUUGCCUAACUGGAUUCAUCAGACUAACUUUGCACCUCGUUUACCUGACGUUUUUGCCAGUGCUUCACUUGAUAAGAAGAUGGUGAUUCAGACUCUUCAGGAUACCUCUCCUCCUGUGUCCACUAAAGUUGGUGGCGCCAAUGAGGAUGAAUUCUGGAACAAGAUAUCUUCUACAGACACCCAGCAGCCAAUUUUCCAAGAGAAGCAAGCUCCUGCUUGGCUUAGUAGACCCAUUUCUGCAAACUUUGGCUUCGGUGGACGUAUAGCCAUUGCUAGAAAGGAUACUAAGUCUGGUAACUCAAUUGUAAAAAUAGUCCCAGUUACAGGUGUCGAAGUUGUUGACGAAUCUGCCAGCACUCUAGUGCAGGCCAUUAAAAAGCACGACUAUGAAGCUGUUUGCGAUUCCAGACUUAAAAUAGAGAAAGCAUUUGCAAGCGGUAAGGAUUGGGUUUUACUUAAGAAGUUGUUGGAAAAAGGACAGAAGGAAUUACUUGGAGAGAUUUUAGAUACCGAGAAGCAGCUAGAUAUCGAGUCUUCUUCCUCGGAGGACGAAAAGGUUGGGAAGACCUCUCCAUCGUCUUCUGAUGAUGACUUUUUCCGGCAACUUGGUUCUGCCAAGAAAGCAGAAGCCGUUGCUCAAUAUUCACCGAAGGGCAAAUUUACACUUUCCAAUGAUUCUAGCGAUGAUUACACCAAGAAGCUGACUAGCAAGAUUCUUGAAGCCAAGUUUGAAGAUGCUCUGGAUCUUUGUGUGGCCGAAAAUCAUAUACUAGAAGCACUUGUGUUGGCAUUGAACGGAACUGAAGAAAUGAAGACUAAGGCCAAGAGUGCGUACUUCACUAAGUAUGCCAGUCAGUCUUCAUUGGCCAGACUUUUGUAUAGUGCUUCAAGUAAGGAUAUCUCUGAUGUGGUGAACAAUGCCAACAUUGGAUCGUGGAAGCAGAUUGCCCGGUCAAUUGUGGCAUUUGGAGAGCUCGAUAACUCGGGUAGUGGACCAUCUAUUGAUGCAAAUAUUACGAAAUUGGGAGACAGACUAAUGGAUUCUAAAGAAACUGAUGCUAGAGAUAACGCAAUUACGUGCUAUAUUGCAGGUAAUUCGUUGGAUAAAAUCGCUCACAUCUGGUUGUCAGAAUUGGACGAUAUCGAGAAGUUUUAUCUCGAGCAAAGCAACGAAAGUGACAAGAAGAAGCUUUCGGAGUCGGAUAUCAGGUUCAGGGCUCUUGGAGAAGUCAUAGAGAAGGUAUUUGUUUAUCAAUCCACUGCUUCCGUUGGCUCGGAUGGUGCCUCAAGUGAUCUUGAAGAGCUCGGAGAUGCUUUUAAGGAAUAUGCAGAAUACUUGACUAAUGCUGGACAGUUUGAAUUGGCCUUUGAGACGUUGAGUAUGGUCUCGGAAAAUAUCCCUGGCAUCAAGUUAGAAAAACGGCGUUUAGAGAAAGUCAUGGGACGUUCUGCUCAUAGUAAUACUACGGUCCAGCCGGCUGCUAAGUACUCGAAGCCUACUGCAAAGUAUCAAAACUAUGCUCCAGUAGCAGCGGGAGGAUACCCUACUACCCCUUUGCCAAUGGCUCCAGCUGUUAAUCAUACAUCGGGUCUAAGAAAUCCAUACGCCACCAUGGCAUCAAGUGCACGUGCUGGCUCAAUGUCGAAUGGCCCCAGAAACAUGUAUGGUCCGCAGGGGCCUGCAGGUGGCGUCCCUCCAGGCUCCUCUCUACCACCUCCACCCAAAGUGGAAUCACGUGUUUCGUACUCGUCUAGAACUCCGUCUGCAAAUAGAGAUGCUGGAGGAUGGAACGAUCUUCCAGAAAGCAUGAAUAUAGAACCACCAAAGCGUGAUUCCGUCUCAAACACGGCUGCAGCUUCUCCAUAUCAACUACAGGCUCAUCAGGGACCAUACAAUGGCCCUUCAGCUAUUCCAGCUCAGAGAUCUCCAUCGAUCCCUCCACCACCAAAGGCUGGAGCAGGUGCGACGGCUGCUGUAAACGGAAAUGAACCUCUCCCAAGUUCCGUUCCUUCACGCAGUAGAAUCCCAUCAUUGAAUCCAUACGCUCCAACACAACCAGCUGUCUAUCCGGGAAUUCCUGCACCAACUGGAGCCAAUUUCCAGGCCUCGGCAGCUCCAAUUGGCGGAAUGAACUCACCUCAGGCGCUACCAAUGUCUCCUAGAGCGGCUCCUCGGAACCCUUAUGCACCAGCACCUGCCCAAUCACCACGUGGAUCGUUUGCAAGUCCUCUGGCAAGACCAGGCUUCUCUCCACAGCCGAACUUUGCACAGCCAACAUUUGCAGCUCCUCCACCUCGUGGCGGUGCUGGUGUCGUUGGCAACGGGUUUGUAGAUGGUCCUUCAGUUCCUCCGCCUCCUCCAUUGAAGAAGAAAGCGGCCGAACCACCAAUAUCAGGAACUGCACCACCAGUACAGACUGUGCCAGCCCUUCAGCAGCCUCUGCCACAGUCACCACUUCCACCUAAUUCGAUCUCGGGCACGGCUACAAGCUCAGCUGUACCACCAGAAAGUCCUGAAGAACCCAUUCCAGCGAAUGCUCAACCUAUCUACACUCUUUUAACUGCUGAAAUGGAGAAGGUGAAACCGAAGAUUCCAGCAAAGUUUAGCAAGCAACUUACAGACGCUGAGAAACGUCUGAACAUUCUUUUUGACCACUUGAGCAGCGGCGAUUUACUUAGUGAGGAAACCGUUGAGUCAAUGGUGCAAUUGAGCGAAGCAUUGUCUAAAGGAGACUUUGGCACGGCCAGUUCAUUACAAGCACAGAUCUCCACCAAUCACGCAGAUGAAUGCGGAGUUUGGAUGGUUGGAGUUAAGAGGUUGAUUGGAAUGGAUAAAGCUACGAGCUCUAGUCCAGCCGAAUUACAGCAGUAG
Brettanomyces nanus is the source of this 3753-nucleotide messenger RNA. RefSeq lists its product as uncharacterized. Gene Ontology annotation, biological process: intracellular protein transport; endoplasmic reticulum to Golgi vesicle-mediated transport; COPII-coated vesicle cargo loading. Lineage: Eukaryota; Fungi; Ascomycota; Pichiomycetes; Pichiales; Pichiaceae. The transcript has a single exon. The record is from RefSeq and is a predicted model, not a curated record. Gene Ontology annotation, molecular function: protein binding; structural molecule activity. Gene Ontology annotation, cellular component: COPII vesicle coat; endoplasmic reticulum exit site. Bases 1 to 3753 code for a protein of 1250 amino acids.